Messenger RNA from Morus notabilis, 1790 nucleotides. Its product is annotated as shewanella-like protein phosphatase 1. The transcript is spliced from 10 exons. Bases 133 to 1305 code for a protein of 390 amino acids. NCBI's taxonomy places the organism in Eukaryota, Viridiplantae, Streptophyta, Magnoliopsida, Rosales, Moraceae. Gene Ontology annotation, molecular function: hydrolase activity. The record is from RefSeq and is a predicted model, not a curated record.
ACCAAAACGCUUGGCUGAGGAGCUCUCACUUGUUUUUUCUUCAUGGUGCUCUGAGAAAGAAAUAUGGUCUUCUUGUAUUCAAUAUUCACAAGGAAGAUGAAGGGACAUUAUUGAUAUGUCCAAGUAAUAACAAUGGCUUCGCUUUGUAUGAAUUCUCUGCCUCUGCCACCGUCUUCUCAGCCUCGCAGAGUCUUGGAAACUUCACUUUCCUCGGUGAAUAUCACUAGUAGUAGUAACGGUCAUCUGACAGGAGAAACCUUGAAGCCCAUCGUCGUUUGUGGGAGCCCCCCAACUUUUGUGUCUGCUCCUGGUCAUAGAAUUGUUGCCGUUGGUGAUUUACAUGGAGACCUUGACCAAGCAAGAUGUGCACUUGAGAUUGCUGGAGUGUUGAGUUCCGAUGGUCAGGACUCGUGGACUGGUGGAGAAACGGUGCUGGUUCAGCUGGGAGAUAUACUUGAUAGAGGUGACGAUGAAAUAGCUAUUUUGUCCUUGUUACGGUCUUUGGAUAUGCAGGCCAAAGCUCAAGGUGGAGCAGUUUUUCAGGUCAAUGGGAAUCAUGAGACCAUGAAUGUGGAAGGGGAUUUUAGAUAUGUAGAUCAUGGGGCUUAUGACGAGUGUAGCGAUUUCCUCGAAUACUUAAACAGCUAUAGAGAUGACUGGGAAGAUGGUUUUGUUAAUUGGGUUGAUGUCUCUGAAAGGUGGAAACGCGAACGCAAAAUGUCCCACAAUCAUUGGGGUCCCUGGAAUCUAGUGAAGAGACAAAAGGGGGUCAUUGCCAGAUCAAUCCUUUUUAGGCCGGGAGGUAAAUUGGCAUGCGAGUUAGCGCGACAUUCUGUUGUUCUUAAGGUUAAUGAUUGGGUCUUUUGUCAUGGCGGCCUUCUUCCUCACCAUGUUGCAUAUGGCAUAGAUAGGAUGAACAGGGAAGUAUCUCUCUGGAUGAGAGGUCUCAGUGAAACAGAAGAUGGUCCUCCCAUGCCUUUUCUAGCUACUAGGGGAUAUGACAGCGUUGUUUGGAACCGCUUGUACUCAAGAGAUACUUCAGAUUUAGAGGACUAUCAACUUGAGCGGAUAAAUUCUAUUCUCGAAGAGACCCUCCAAGCCAUUGAUGCGAAGGCAAUGGUGGUAGGGCACACUCCUCAAACCACAGGAGCAAAUUGUAAAUACAAUUGUAGCAUAUGGCGCAUUGACGUGGGCAUGUCUAGUGGUGUUCUUAAUUCAAGACCAGAGGUUCUAGAAAUAAGAAACAAUAGAGCACGAGUUAUAAGGAGCAAGAGGAAUUCAUUUAGUGAACUUGAUUAUACAUAGAGAUGGAUUGUUUGAUUAGCCAGGAUGCGCUGGCGACGCCAUUUACUUGUUCGAUUUUCGAUCAGUGGCUUUCAUACAGAAAAAAAAGAGGGCUAAGAUUUAAGAUGAAUAGAGUGGCAGAGCAGUCCAAGCAUCAAACUUUGGUAUGGAAUCAAGUAUUUUGGGGCAUGUUUAAGAAAGUGAUUGUCUUUACCAUCACACCAUGCCAAUAAGUUUUUCUAUUUUCAUUUUUAAUCAGUUUUGGAUUAGAUAUACCAGUUGUAACUUCUUCUAAAUUGUAUUUUUCUUUCUUGGGAAUGUCUUUUGAGUUGUGUUGAUAGUGUAAGGAAAAAUCUGAAGACAAAACACAAAUGGAAGGUCUGUAAAGCUUAGAACUAUAAUUGUUGAUUGGGAUUCCGUAACUUGUUUUUCAUUUUUGUCUAAGCGAAGUGAUGCAUAGAAAAAUCCUUAGUUACGGAAAUAUACAAGUACACAUACGUAUUGAG